GUGGCGAGCUAAGUCAGGGGGGCAGGUGGAGCCCGGGGCAGCCUCUCUGGACUGGACUCUGCGGGCCGCUCCAGGAUGCCCGAGGGUCCGGGGGCGCCGCCCUCUCCCCGGGCGGCCCGGAGCACCCCGGACAGAGGGCCGUCGGAGCCCGCGCUCUGCCCGCAGCCUCGGACCCUAGCCCCCGGCUCCCAGGGGCUCCCGGGGUCCUCGGGGUCCCCAGGCUCGCGGCGGGGCGCCCCCGGCGGUGUCCCGCAGAAGCUGGCCGAGGCGCGCAGCAGCCAGUACGGGCUGAACGUGUUCGUGGCGGGGCUGCUGCUGCUGCUGGCCUGGGCCGUGCACGCCGCGGGCGUGGGCAAGAGCCUCCUGCUGGGCGCGCUGACGGCGCUCAUGCUGCUGCAGCUGCUGUGGAUGCUGUGGUCCGUGGGCCGCGCCGCCCGCCGCCGCGCCCGCCCCAAGGACACGCACGCCGGCGCGCGCUGGCUCCGCGGCAGCAUCACCUUGUUUGCCGUCAUCACCGUCGUCCUCGGAUGCCUCAAAAUCGGCUACUUCGUCGGGUUUUCUGCCUGCUUGUCCGCCACUGAGGGCGUGUUCCCCGUCACCCACGCGGUACACACGCUGGUACAGGUGUACUUUCUCUGGGGACACGCCAAGGACAUCAUCCAGUCUUUCAAAACCCUGGAAAGGUUCGGGGUGAUCCACUCGGUGUUUACCAACCUGCUCCUGUGGGCCAACAGCGUCCUGAACGAGUCGAAGCACCAGCUGAACGAGCACAAGGAGCGGCUCAUUACCCUGGGUUUCGGCAACAUCACCAUCGAGCUGGAUGACCACACGCCGCCCUGCAACUGCUCCCCACCGGCCCUCUGUGCCGCCAUCUCCCACGGCAUCUACUACCUCUACCCUUUCAACAUCGAGUACCAGAUCCUGGCGUCCACCAUGCUCUACGUGCUGUGGAAGAACAUCGGGCGCAGCAUGGACGGCCCGCAGCACCGCAAGAUGCGGUUCCGGUUCCGGGGGGUGGCGGCGGGCUCGGGCCUGGGCCUGGCGGUGCUGGCGGCCACCAUCGGGGUGGUGGCCGUGUACCUGGUCCGCAUCGGCCGCUCCAAGACCAAGAGCGAGUCCGCACUCAUCCUCUUCUACCUGUACGCCAGCGCCCUGCUGGCGCUCAUGGGGGCCGCGGGGCUGGCCGGCCUCCGGCUCUACCGGCUGGACGGGCCGUCGCCCGACGAGUCCAGGAACCCGGCCCGCAAGCUGGACGCCGACCUCCUGGUGGGCACGGCCUCGGGCUCCUGGCUCCUGUCCUGGGGCUCGCUCCUGGCCAUCCUCUGCGCCGAGGCCCGGCCCGCCUACACCUGGUACAACCUGCCCUACUCCGUCCUGGUCAUCGCUGAGAAGUACGUCCAGAACCUGUUCAUCAUCGAGGCCGCGCACCGGGCGCCCGGCCCGCCCCGCGAGGACGCCGGGGCCCUGGGGGUGGCCGUGGUCUGCAACGGCGGCCACGCACCCCUGGCUCCUUCCCGCCUCAAGAGUGACGCCGCGGCUCGGGACCUGGGCAGCCGGAGGCCCCCUGCAGCCAUCGGAAGUCUGUGCCUGAGGGAAGUCAGUGGCCCAGGGGACGCGCAGCCGAACUGGGCAGGGGCCCGGGCCCCCCGCCUCGUGCAGGGCCGCCCCCAGAGGAGCCUCCUGAGGAACAUCGCAGCCUUCCUGUUCCUCUGCAACAUCUCGCUGUGGAUCCCUCCCGCCUUCGGCUGCCGGCCCGAGUACGACAAUGGCCUGGAGGAAAUCGUCUUUGGCUUCGAGCCCUGGAUCAUCGUGGUCAACCUGGCCAUGCCCUUCUCCAUUUUCUACCGGAUGCACGCAGCUGCCUCCCUCUUCGAGGUCUAUUGUAAGAUCUAGUGUGCAUGCACAUGAAAGGCAGGCGCUCCCCGGAGCCACCUGGGCGGCCAGGCUGGGCAAACAUCGCCUCAGAUGCCAGGCUGCCUUUUGUCCGCCCGGGUUGUGCCCCGUGGGCCGGACGGUGCAUCUUCCCGGGAGAAUGUCAACAAGUGAGGCCAGAAUCGAUGAGGCGGCUGAAACCCGUCCCUGUCUGCAUUCUAGUCAAAGCCCAUUUCAUCUCCUUCCAAACGGGGCCUCUGUUUUUGAAGAAUGGGAUCCUCGGUUGGGAAACUGUUUAUCCCGUUUGUUUUUCAUAAAAACCACCUCGUGUUUGCAAUUCAUCAUGUGACUGCAUUUAGCUUCUCAAUACUGUCUGCGUCGGCGAGUCACCCCAUAAACGGCGCCCUCCCUGGAGCUGGCGAAUGUCGAUACGAUCACAUUUAGUCUGUAUUGUACUGUCUGCCUGUGCUUAAUUUUUUAACAAAGUUAUUUCUAUGGUUUGGAUGGAAAUUUGUGCGUUGAUCCAUCUAAAGAUACAUUUCUUACCUGAGCCUUUUUCGUUUGUGAUCAUUUUGAAGUUUUUUAAAAAUGUGGACUUUUCUGUGUUCUCUCUCAC
Molecule: messenger RNA, 2488 nt
Organism: Pipistrellus kuhlii (Kuhl's pipistrelle)
Lineage: Eukaryota; Metazoa; Chordata; Mammalia; Chiroptera; Vespertilionidae
Gene: OTOP1
Product: otopetrin 1
Exons: 6
Coding region: 76-1893 (605 amino acids)
Biological process (GO): inner ear morphogenesis; proton transmembrane transport
Cellular component (GO): membrane
Molecular function (GO): proton channel activity
Source: RefSeq, a predicted model, not a curated record